Molecule: messenger RNA, 2368 nt
Organism: Cricetulus griseus (Chinese hamster)
Lineage: Eukaryota; Metazoa; Chordata; Mammalia; Rodentia; Cricetidae
Source: RefSeq, a predicted model, not a curated record
GUCGGUAGAUGGGUUGACGAGGGACACCCGGCUCCUGUCGGGCGGCGCGGGGGCGGGCAUGAUCACCCUGCGGGCCGAGCCACUCGGACGGGAGAGGCCCAGCGCCGUAGCCCCUGCGGCUGCGCGAUGGUACAGCCCGGCAGGGUAAAGCAGUCGGGCGACUCUGGCGGCCAAGGAGGCGCUAUGGGGCUGCGCGCGGGAGGAGCGCUCCGGCGGGUGGGCACCGUGCCGGGGGCACCGGAGGGACAGGAACCCGGCGGCGCUCAGGGAGGCAGCAUCCACUCGGGCUGCAUCACCACGGUGCACAACGUGCCAAUCAGCGUGCUCAUCCGGCCUCUGCCAUCCGUGCUGGACCCGGCCAAGGUGCAGAGCCUCGUGGACACGAUCCUGGAGGACCCUGACAGAGUGCCCCCCAUCGAUGUCCUCUGGAUCAAAGGGGCCCAGGGUGGUGACUACUACUACUCCUUCGGGGGCUGCCACCGCUAUGCCGCCUACCAGCAGCUCCAGAGAGAGACCAUUCCUGCCAAGCUCGUGCAGUCCACCCUUUCAGACCUGAGGGUGUACCUGGGCGCAUCCACUCCAGACUUGCAGUAGAAACCUCCGGGUCACCCCACCCCCUGCACACCAGUGUCAUCUUCCAGAGCCCAGAAGACACACAUGGCCCCCAGUGAAACUGUAGCAGGGAUAUGUUCUCUUUAUAUCUAAGGAGAGAGGUCUGCCUCUUGGUGCCUCUAUACUAGCCCCCGGGUCCAGGAAUGAGGGGGCCCAGCUCCCCUGUCUGUAAAAAGAUCUCACGGCCAUGACCCUGAAGGUGUACCAAGAGGAGGAAGUGAGAAAGGAGAUGGGCAUGGAGACAAGGACUCCGUCCAUUUUUAUCUUUAUGAUAGCCUAUCACUACAUGAACUAGGUACUAGGAAGUAGAGGAAACUCCAGGACACCAUGGCUUAAAUGAGAGAGGCUUGUUUCCCCCAAAGCCUGAGUCCUGGAACACAUGACUCACACAGUAUUGUGUCAACUGCUCGGUGAAGGCGGGGCCUCCUCUAGUAACCCUUUGGCCUUGCCCUCAUUGCUGCUUACUUCACAAGAUGGCUACAAGAUGGUCACAAGAUCUCUAGGAAUCAUGUCUGUAUCUAUCAGUUAGCUAUUGCUAUAUAACAAGCCAUUCUCAAACUUAACAGCUAAAAAAAGUAUUCAUUUACCCAUGAUUCUGUGGUGAGCCCUGGGGGCUAGGUGCCUUUGGGCAGCUCUGCUGGUAUGGCCUGGCCCUGCUCAUGAUCCUACUGUCAGCUGUCACCUCAGUUGGGGCUGGUUGGGCUGGGAUCACAUUAUUUAUUCUUGUGGCAUAUGUUGGCUGGAUUGACUUGGUCAUCCUUGUUGCCUCUCUAACGGGUCAGCUCAGGCUUAUUCUCAAGGUGGCUUCAGAGUUCCAAGAAUGAGAAUAAUAGUGACUCACUGCUAAGAGUACUGACAUGGCAACUCACGACCGUAAUCCCAGUUCCAGUUGACCUGACAUCUGCUGGCCUCUGCGGGCACCAGACACAUGGUACACAGACAUACGCACAUGCAAGCAAUGCGCCCACAUACAUAGGUUUUGUUUUGUUUUAAGGUGACCAGAUUUCUUCAGCCCUUGUGCCAGGACAAUGUCACUACUGCUGAGUUCAUUCCUCAGAUGCAAGGGGUGUGGAUGGACACCAGCUCUCAAUGGGAGGAACUGUAAAAAACAGCAUAGAUGAAUCUUGGUGGGCCGUGACAGUAUUUUCUUGCUCCCACACAUACGCACUCCUCACACAAAGGGCCAUACCAAGUCUUAGACUUAUCUUGGGACCUAGAAGUAGUCAUGGCAUGGUGUCUCCAAGAGCUGGGUACCCCACCCUCAAAGAUGACUCACUAGCAGCAUGGGGUGGGCAAUGGGACCUUCCAGAGGGGCUUCUGCAAACUGAGGGUCCUGGAGGCCAAGGAGAGGCAGCAGAAACAGAAGAGUGAGAAGGAAGCAGCAGAGUGAGGUGGCCCUUGCUGCUGCCCUGCCCAGAAAGCUUAGUUACUUGUCGUUUUCUGUUUUCCCAGCUCAAUAGUGAGGUCAACAGCUUUCUCACCUGCUGAGUGUCCCAGCAAAUGAAAUUGAAAGGGAUAAAAUGCAACAUGGAACUUGAACUGAAUCUUGGGACCAAAAAGUGAUGGGGGAACAUAGCAGGUCAACCAGGAACUUAUUCGGUCUGGGUUUUAGUUAUCCUCCAUUUUGGGCAAUCAAACUGCUAGGGUGGGCUGAGUGAAGACUAUAUGGGAACUCUUUAAUCUCUGCAACUUUUCUGUAAAUCUAAAGUCAUUCCAAAAUAAAAGUUUAUUUAAUUAAAAAAAACCCGCAAUUUAA